UGCCAUUUAGCUACAGGAUACUUUAUGAAGAAAAGUUCAACAAAUUAAUAUAACUGAGGGAGACUGAAAGAUGGAUAAAAGCUUCUGUAGGGUAAUCUUCAGACAGGAAAUCUGAGAUUCAUAACAACUUAUAUUUUGGCUUGUCAUCACUGGUCAUGCGGUGGUCCCGAAAUAAACUCAGCUUGAAAGAGGAGUGUUUCAAAGCUGCGCUGUAAUACAUCAAGACACUCGGGGAAAGGAGAGAGAUGAAAAAUUAGGGUUUGGGGGGGGAAGAAGAAGGGGAAGGAAAGGAAUGAGUAUCUGAAGAUAUAAUCAAGGAAGUCAUUCUUUUUGGGGGCAUUGUUCUCUUGUUUCAGAACCUAACAGAAUCCCUAGCUGCCUUCAGAGCUCAACAUGUGCCAUCUCCUAGAGGCUGCCUUUCUUGAUCCCCCCAGUUAAAAAUCUAAGAGAAGGGAUUGAACCUCUGAGUUCUAUAGUAGAGGGAUCUCCCAAGUGAGGAAGCACCAUCUACCAAGGAAGAGGAUGGCCACGGAGAUCACUACACCGAGUGCCCAGAGAGCUAUUGGACACGAAGAGUACAGUCUGUAUAGCAGUAUGAGUGAGGACGAGCUCAUCCAAAUGGCCAUCGAACAGAGCCUGACUGACAACUCCCCUGGGCAGCCGGCUGACCCGAGCUGUCAGAAAGCUCGGACGGCAGUGAGAGAAGCAGCUGCGGCCAAUCGCUCCAGCAGGCCACCUGCCCAUUUUUACCCAUGGACCAGGUCUGCAGCUCCUUCGGGGACCCAGCCUCCGCCUCCCAAUGUGGGCUUGUUUCAAGGGGUCAGGCAAAGAUACAACGGCAGCCUGUUCAAGACCCCCCAGCCUGUAGCCAUAGACCCCGUAGUGAAGGCCAUUAAGGAUGGUGAUGAGAAUGCCUUAACUUCCAUGAUCCAGUCAGGCAAAAACCUCUCUGAGCCCAACAAGGAUGGAUGGCUCCCUCUGCAUGAAGCUGCCUAUUAUGGCCAGUUGGGUUGUCUGAAAAUAUUGCAGAAAGCAUAUCCUGGUGUUAUUGAUCAACGCACCCUUCAGGAGGAAACAGCCCUUUACAUAGCAACCUGUAGGGGAAACCUAGACUGCCUACUUACGCUUUUACAAUGUGGAGCUGAACCCGAUAUUUCUAACAAGUCCCGAGAGACCCCACUCUAUAAAGCUUGUGAGAAGAAGAAUGUGGAAGCUGUCAGGAUGCUGGUGCAGUACAAUGCUGAUACCAACCAUCGAUGCAACCGUGGCUGGACUGCUCUCCAUGAAUCUGUGGCCCGGAAUGACUUGGAAGUUAUGGAAAUUCUGGUGAGCGGAGGUGCCAAGGUGGAAUCCAAGAAUGCAUACGGCAUUACCCCUUUAUUUGUGGCUGCCCAGAGUGGACAGCUGGAGGCACUGAGAUUUCUGGCUAAGCAUGGUGCGGACAUUAAUACUCAGGCCAGUGACAGUGCCUCAGCCCUCUAUGAAGCUUGUAAAAAUGAACACGAAAACGUGGUGGAGUUCCUCUUGUCUCAGGGAGCGGAUGCGAACAAAUCCAAUAAGGACGGGUUGUUACCUCUUCAUAUUGCCUCCAGACGAGGCAAUUACAAGAUUGUUCAGAUGCUGCUUCCUGUGACCAGCCGCACACGGAUUAAGCGCAGCGGUAUAAGCCCCCUUCACCUGGCUGCUGAGAGGAAUAAUGAUGAAGUGCUGGAGGAGCUCUUGGACGCUGGCUUCGAUGUCAAUGCCAUCCUGUCCCCUGAAAGGUCCCGCUUGUAUGAGGACAGGCGGAGCACUCCCCUGUACUUUGCUGUUAUCAAUAACAACAUCUAUGCUACUGAAAUGCUUCUACAGGCUGGGGCGAGCCCCAACCUGGACAUCAUCAACCCUUUGCUCAUCUCCAUCCGCCAUGGCUGCCUCAAGACUAUGGAGCUCCUGCUGGACCACGGGGCCAACAUUGAUGCCUACAUCUCCAGCCAUCCCACCACCUUCCCAGCCACUAUCAUGUUCUCCAUGAAGUGUCUUUCGCUUCUGAAAUUCCUCAUGGACCUGGGGUGUAAUGGUGAUUCCUGCUUCACCUGUCAGUAUGGGAAUGGCCCCCACCCAACCACACAGACCACAUCAAGCAGGUUCAGUGAGAUGCCCUUGGACAAAUCACCCACUGUUGUCCAGUUCUGUGAAAUCAUCUCUGCCCCUGAGGUCAGCCGCUGGGCAGGGCCCAUCAUUGAUGUUCUUCUGGAUUACGUUGGGAAUGUGCAGCUGUGUGCCAGGCUGAAGGAACACAUCGAGAGCUAUGAAGACUGGGCUGUCAUCAAAGAAAAAGCAGAGCCGCCAAGGCCCCUGGCUCACCUCUGCCGUCUGAGGGUUCGAAAGGCCAUUGGGAAAUACCGCAUCAAACUCAUAGACACUUUGCCACUCCCUGGUCGCUUGAUCAGAUAUCUGCAGUAUGAUAAUUCUCAGUAAUCUGGCACACGUUGGAGGAAGGAGGAGCUUCCUUUCAAGGUUUUCCACAGCACAGUGAUUAAGUACCAGGAUGGGUGGCUUCCCAGUGAUGGUGGUCAAUUGACAGGACAGCCCUCAGGCUCACAAGGCUUACAGCUACACCAUCACUGUGACCAGCACGUUGACUCUGGCCUUGGUGGGGCCACAGUCCAAGAACAAAGGGGGAAAAUAAAAGAAUUAGGUGGGCUGGGGGAGGGGGGAAGGGAGAGGGAGCAAGAGAGACUUACACAAAAGCUGCCAUGACUGGAUUUCUGGACUAGAAGACAGGUGUAUAGACUUAUCACCAAUUCCAGAUCUUGUUGGAAGUAGAAACUGGUACAAAAGAAAACUUAUCACUUCAUAGGUUUUCCAGGCCUUUGGGAUGCAGUCAAGAUGAAAGGAGUCUCAAGAAGUCCAGGAAAUAUAGAAAAAACAAAAGCAACAUUUGCCUGGUAUGCCGUGAUAUAGUUGCUCAAGAUGAGAAUAACCGUUAGCCUUUCACAGUAUCUCAGCCGAUUUCUUUAGAUUAACUUGGCUCCAUUUCCCCUCCCCCUCCUAAUUCUGUGUUAAAUUUUUUACUUUGCUUCAAGAACCAUGAAAUCUCAGAGUGGGAAGAGACUUCAGACGGCAUCUGGUCUGACCUUGUGUGCUAUGCAGUAAUUCUUCGUGCAAUGUCCCUGAUAAGUCCUCAGGUGAUACAGAAGCAUAGACAUGGCCUCAGAAUGGAGGAAUCCCAGAUUCACCACUGAAGAGCAGUGAGAAUGUGGGCAAGUCAUUCCCUGCUCUGAAUCUCAGUAACUUCCUUUGUAAAAUCAGGGGUUGGCCGUCAUGCUCUGUGAGGUUCCUUCCAACCUUUGCAUCAUAUGCCUCUGUUUUAGAUUUCACACUUUUUUCUCCAUUCCAAGCCUGAUGAUCACUUCUACUUUCAUUUUGAGCACCACCUAGUGGUUCUGUGUUGUGGUGCAGUCAUGCCACUGAAUCUCUUAAAGAUCCUAAAACAUUUUAAAAAAUGACUCCUCUUUACCAAGACUUAAUCCCUCCAUCUCGUAACCUGUGCCCUCUGUUUCUUCUUUUUCUGUACCCAAUUUUUUUUUCCUUCUCAGCUUUCUUCUCAACAUAUUGUGAUUGGAGAUUGGGGACUGUGGUGGGAUUUUUGUCUAAAAGUUUCGAUAAAUACGGUGGAUGCCUCCUACAUCAGAUCUGACACCUGUCAGCAAUUUUUUCCCCUGACAAACUUAAUUUUUUAACAUAAAUGUUUUAUUGAUGUUCUUCAUCACUGUCUUUUCCCAAUGAUUCACUCCUCUUACUCUAAAAAACCCUCUUUUGUAUCAAAGAAGCAUUAGUUAUUAGGUGCUAUGAACCCAACUUCUGGAUCCUGGCGAUAGCAGUCAAGGUUUACUGCAGGAAGCAUUGUGGUUAUUAUCUGAUUUCCAUUUGUAAGAGAACUAGGGACACACAGCAAACCCAUCAGGAAAGCACCUGUGGCCAUACGAGUCACACCCAUUUUUCAGUCCUCACUCAGAAAUUUAUCCUUUUGACUUGUUUUCCAUACUCUAUAGACCAGGGGAAUUAGGAUGAUUCAUUAUAGAUAGGGUCUAUGGGAGUCACAUUAUACACCAAGGUCACCUUUGGGAGCCUCUUAAACACAUUUAUUCAUAGAGAUACAUAAGUCUUCAUUCCCUCACAUCUGUUUUUCUACAGGAGUCAAGACACUGGAAAAAAAUAAAACAUACGCUUAACACUUAGUGUAUGUUACAAGCAAAGGUACUGUGAUAAUUGCAGGGCUUUCCUAGAGCUCUAACAAUGAUAAUAAUGCUUUAAGGUUUACAAAACGUUUUCUAUAUGUUAAUUCAUUUGAUCUUCACAACAAGUCUGUGAAGUAGCUACUAUUACUACCCCAUUUUACAAAUGGGGAAACUGAGGCUGGGGAAAGUUAAAUAACUUGCCUAGGGUCACACAGCAUUAAGCAUCUGAGACUGAAUUCAAACUCAGUUCUUUCUCACUCCGAAGCCAGCACUUUAUCCACUAUGUCCCCUAGCUUCCUGAUCUCACGCAACACAUAUACUGGUUGGUGAGGCCCAUGUCCAUUGCAGUUAUGUUUCCUUAUCAGCCCUCCCUUUGCUCAUUCCCACAGUAAAUGGAUGAGCUUAAUUAAUCCACUCCUCUUGCUGUUUGCUCUGUUUUGUCCUAAAACCUGCUUACAUUUGCAUAGAUCUUUCUGUAGUAACAUCUGAAAGGUAAGUUCUUGUUUUAUUUGUAUGAGACUGUUCCAAGUUGUCAGAUGAAAGGAAAUGGAGGCAUCACUGUGUUAUGAGGAGCAGUGUAAUGUUAUAGAAAGGGCACUUAUCUGGACAUCAAGAAGUUCCAGGUUUUGGUGCCAGCACUAGCAAUACUCACUUGCCCUUCUCUGUUUCUGUUUCUUUAACAGUAAAAUGAAAGAGUUGGAGGAGAUGAUCUAUCUCUAAGAAUUCUUCCAUCUCUGAUAUAUUAGCAGUCUCUGAACCCUAGAGUCUCUGUGAAGAAAAACACUGAGUUUGUGAUAGGUUAGUAGUAAUGCUUGCUAUCAAAGCAUAAAACUAAAUGCAUGUGUAAAGUACUUGUUUUGAAUCUUUUAGUGGUAAGGGUCUUUAGAGGUCAUCUAGCCCAGCUCCCUUAUUUUACAGAUAAGGAAACUGAGCCCUAGAGAAGGUGACUUACCAAAGGUCCCAUAAAGAGUUAGAGCGGAAACUGCAGUCUCUCUAAGUAAUAGAUGUAAAAAUUAACUCCCAGACCAACAACUGUAUUUUCCAAAUGGUAAAAUUUAAUUUACAAGACUACAUUAGAGUAUCACCUAUCCAAUGGGUGUCAUAAGCUUGUAGAUGAGAAAACAUUGCCUAUAAGACACCAGCACUAUAUCUUGAAGUUAAUUCUAACUUCCCUCCCUACUUUGCAGAAAAACAACAACAACAACAACAACAGGGAGUUAGAAAGGUCUGACACGAGAUCCCAGGAAAGGGAUAACUCAAGAAUUGUCUUAUGGGAUAUAUUGGUAGGUGGGAAGGGAGAGGGAAGGCUAUGUUGUAUCAUGCUAACCAUUCAGAAUUAUGGAAUUUCUCAGAAUAGAAACCUUUUGUAAUAACUUCAUUUUAAAAUUUUCAGAGACUGUCAUGUUCUAUAUCUUACAGCCAUAUAAUAACACUAAUUGAAUAUUGUUGUUAAAAAGAUGGACUUUUGUUUUGGGGAAGAAUUUGUAGUCAUUAAAGAAAGUUUUGCAAUUUCCUAAAGGCAA
Messenger RNA from Phascolarctos cinereus (koala), 5746 nucleotides. RefSeq names its product ankyrin repeat and SOCS box containing 2 (gene ASB2). The record is from RefSeq and is a predicted model, not a curated record. Gene Ontology annotation, biological process: intracellular signal transduction. Gene Ontology annotation, molecular function: protein binding. NCBI's taxonomy places the organism in Eukaryota, Metazoa, Chordata, Mammalia, Diprotodontia, Phascolarctidae.